Rhizoctonia solani is the source of this 1119-nucleotide messenger RNA. RefSeq lists its product as uncharacterized. NCBI's taxonomy places the organism in Eukaryota, Fungi, Basidiomycota, Agaricomycetes, Cantharellales, Ceratobasidiaceae. The record is from RefSeq and is a predicted model, not a curated record. The transcript has 5 exons. The coding region runs from base 1 to 1119 and encodes 372 amino acids.
AUGGACGAAGAUUACUACAAACAAUGCACGGUUCACAUUCGUACCAAGAGGAUCCACGACUGCCUCCCGUCACGCUUACAUCUACAGCAAUAUCUGAGGCCAUUUGGACCGGUUUCAGCUCUUUAUGAGUGGUGUUUUAGGGAUGGAAGGAUGCAAGAUGAUAAACCGAACAACGUUCUUGUGCUCUUUGAACACCAGCGUAUUGCAAACAACCUCCUCAAGGCCUCGGCGAAUGAGGACCCUGGAACUUUUUGGAGGACGCAUGAAGUGAUUGCGUUUCCGGUCCAGGGACCAUGUCAUAGGAUCUUUUCCAAAGAAAUAGUCCCCAGGAUUGAAGAUUUGAGGUCAGGUCGAACGGAUGAGCAGUCGUCUGGUUCUGGAGAACCAAGGCGCUCAACAAAACGACAAUACUCGAGUGAAAAAACGUACGCAUCCGGAUCUGUACUGCGUGUAACAGAUACUAGGCCGACCAAACGGUCGAGAAAUGAGGAUAGAGAGAUCCGGGUGGAUGAAAAUAAUCCAGCCAGCACAAAUCGUUCAGCUGCUCCUACAUCUACACCCAGAUACUCUCCAACUACUAGGGUCGCACCUGAGUCGAACGAAUGGAUGCGCGCACGAAUUGCACAGCUGGAGUCGGAAUUGGAAUCCAUGCGAGCAGCACGGGAUCUGGCUGUAUCGGAACAGCAAGUGGCCGCUAUAGCUCAUCAAGCAGAACAAGAGGCACGUCGGGGUGCAAUGGCGCAAAAGAGCGUAGCCGAAGCCGCGAAAGCCAGAGCCGAGGUAGAGCAAGUUCGACUUUUGACUGAGAUCGAGAAAAUAUCUCGACAGCUUACAUUACCGAGGGAGGGAGCUAGCCCAGCAGGAUCAGAGGGAUACAUAAAAAGUCUUGAGCAAGAUCGGGAGGAGGCUCUGGAUCUGAACAACAAGUACUGUCUGCAAAAUUCGCAUCUAGAAUCGCAGCUGGAAACGGCAAACACAGAAAUCGGCCAGCUGAAAGUUGAUCUCGCUUCGGCACAUGAGAAACUAGAUUCAACCCAAAAAUCUCUAGAAUCAUUGGAGCGCAAGUACUCUUCGACCGGCGUAGAUAUGAGAUGUCGAAGGAGAAUUAGGUACCUAUAA